GUUCAGUUGAAUGUAAGCUUCGGUUGAGCGCGGUAGUAGCAACAAUGCUAGGGCUGGCAACUGUUUACGAUACGUGAACUUUUCAAGAGAUUGUGCUAUUAGUAAUUUUUAUACUCCUUAAAAAACAGCAAAACAAUAGUUAGUUAAGAUGUGAAGUUUGGACAUUUAUUUAAUAUUUUUAUGUGGAAAGUUCUUGUUUUUCAAGUGCACUGGAAUAACUUUCAUUGUAUGUGUUAUUUAUAAACUUGGAUGAAUUAUACAGAUAAUGCAGUAUGGAGGAUUACAACGACACAUUGUUCCUCCUGAACGAGACAGAGGGUUACCUGCCGUACUCGCAGAGGGUUGAGACGUACGUCGUGCCCAUACUGUUCGCGUUCAUCUUUAUCAUUGGAGUGCUGGGAAAUGGCGCGCUAGUUGCAGUCUUCAUCAGACACAAGGCGAUGAGAAAUGUGCCUAACACGUACAUUCUAUCGUUGGCACUCGCAGAUCUUCUUGUGAUUGUGACCUGUGUGCCGUUCACUUCGAUCGUGUAUACGGUGGAGUCAUGGCCCUGGGGUGCCACCGUCUGCCGUCUCUCAGAGGCGGCUAAAGAUGUGAGCAUCGGUGUCUCCGUGUUCACCCUCACAGCACUCUCAGCUGACAGAUACUUUGCCAUCGUCGACCCAUUUAGGAAACUACAUGCUUCAGGUGGAAGUAAGCGAGCAACUCGUUUAACCGUGGCCGCAGCUAUCGGUAUAUGGGUUCUGGCGGCUGCUCUUGCGAUGCCAGCCUACAUUGGUUCCUAUGUCAGAGAAUUUGUCGUCAGUCCCACCAAGAAGUUUCUCGUAUGCUAUCCGUACCCAGUGGAAUGGGGCGAAGAGUACGCACGUCUGGUCGUGUUACUGAAGUUCCUGAUUUACUACUCGAUGCCACUUGCGGUGAUUGCGCUGUUCUACGUUCUUAUGGCAAGACAUCUAGUGCUCAGUACUCAGAACAUGCCGGGAGAGAUGCAAGGAACGCAGAGACAGAUGCGAGCAAGAAGAAAAGUGGCGUUAACAGUUCUUGCGUUCGUGUUGGUUUUCGCAGCGUGCUUCUUGCCUACCCAUGUCUUUAUGAUGUGGUUCUAUUAUUGUCCAACAGCGGAAGAAGACUUUAACGCAUGGUGGUCUGCUCUACGGAUUGUCGGGUUCUGCCUAUCUUUCCUCAACAGCUGUGUCAAUCCUGUUGCACUGUACUGCACAAGCGGAAUAUUUAGGAAGCAUUUUAAUAGAUACCUGUUCUGCCGAUCUACACCUCCCCAUGGUACUCGAAGCUCCAUGUCGUUAUCAACAUCCAGGCGAUUGAAUUCUAGCAGGAAGACCAAUGUCAGCAUGAUGCCCAGAACGACAAGUAUUGGUCGGGAGAGCAGCGUUCGGUUACUGAACAACGGAUCAUUGAAGCCUUGAGACAGAAGUUGUUCGCGAACAUUUGCGAACAUUUAUGAACUAGACAAGAUGUAGCGUGAAACAAACUGAUGAUAAAUGAUAAACUUGAGUGGAAAUUUUGGACGAAAUAAUGACGGAUUCUGUUUUAUCACAAUACGAAUAUCAUUCUGGGAUAUGUAUUAUACUACCUAGUAUUGCCAUAAAUACUGAAACAAAGAAAAAAAUUUUCUAUUGCAAAUAACUUUUAUUACUUUUGCAGUGUGUUAGUUUAAUACAUAAAUAUAAAACAAUUAAAGAUAUAAAAAGCUUAUUCGAAGUGGUGUCCAUCGGCUGCAAUACAGUCCUAUAAACGUUGAGGCUAGUUAUCAAUAGAAGCACGCACUACUUCCAUGGGAAAAUUAUUCACUGCCAAUCGUACGGAUUGUUUUAGUGACACAAAAUUAUCAUGGCGCUUAGAGCAAGCCGUACUCUCUAAAACUGACCAUAAAUCAUAAUCCAGCGGAUUAAGAUCGGGACUUGACGACGGCCA
Messenger RNA from Leptidea sinapis, 1932 nucleotides. RefSeq names its product neuropeptide CCHamide-1 receptor-like. The record is from RefSeq and is a predicted model, not a curated record. Gene Ontology annotation, molecular function: G protein-coupled peptide receptor activity. Gene Ontology annotation, cellular component: membrane. The transcript has 9 exons. Gene Ontology annotation, biological process: G protein-coupled receptor signaling pathway. Bases 273 to 1424 code for a protein of 383 amino acids. NCBI's taxonomy places the organism in Eukaryota, Metazoa, Arthropoda, Insecta, Lepidoptera, Pieridae.